Messenger RNA from Mugil cephalus (flathead mullet), 2964 nucleotides. RefSeq names its product BAF chromatin remodeling complex subunit BCL7A (gene bcl7a). The coding region runs from base 1 to 708 and encodes 235 amino acids. Lineage: Eukaryota; Metazoa; Chordata; Actinopteri; Mugiliformes; Mugilidae. The transcript is spliced from 6 exons. The record is from RefSeq and is a predicted model, not a curated record.
AUGCGCAGUGCUCUCCCUGUGCGCUCUACUGUUUGCAUUGUGUCUGAACUGCCGGCGAGCUUUAAAAAUAUUAAACCCACCGCGGCAAUGUCGGGCAGGUCAGUCCGAGCUGAGACCCGGAGCAGGGCGAAGGAUGACAUCAAGAGGGUCAUGGCCGCUAUUGAGAAAGUACGAAAAUGGGAGAAGAAAUGGGUGACUGUAGGAGACACGUCCCUUCGUAUCUAUAAGUGGGUUCCGGUGACGGAGCCUAAAUCAGACGACAAGAACAAGAACAAGAAGAAGGGCAAAGAUGAGAAAUACGGCUCAGAGCUGACGACUCCAGAGAACAGCUCCUCUCCGGGGAUGAUGGACAUGCAUGACGACAACAGCAACCAGAGCUCCAUCGCCGACUCGUCUCCGGUGAAACAGGAGAACAGCUGUAGCACCAGCCCGGCCCCAGAGCCCACCACCACCACCACCACCACCACCCCCACGCUGCACCGCGACAACAGCGACGCCAAGACUGACCAGAGCCCGGACAGCAAGAGGGGUAAGACCACCCCGUCAUCAGAGACCUCAGAGAGAGCACAAAGUGCCAAGAGAGACAGUCUGUCCUCAGGGGAGAAGGACUCUUCAGACAGUAAAUCCACUCAGGACCUACAGGAGGAGGGCCCCCCCAGCAAGAAAAACAAACUGGAGUCCUCGUCUCAGGACUUUGAGGAGAGUUAAAUGUUUUGGAGUCGUCUCCCUCCCGCCUCCCUCCUCUGUACCUCCCUCCAUUAACUCUAGAUAAUUUAGGGCUAAUGGACACACACCACCUCUCCCCUCUUACUCCUCCUCCUCCUCCUCCUCCUCUCCUCCCUCUUCUCCACCCAAACUCUUCUAAAGGGAGAAUGGACGCCUCCCUCCUCCCCUCUCCUCCUCCCCCUCCUCCUCCCCCUGUUUGCCCCGACACUCCCCCGCCACAGAGGGAGAAUGGAUAUUACCUCCGAGCUUCCUUCCAGUCCUCCACACUUUUCACUAAUGCCAAGAGAAGCCCCCCGGGCUGCAGUCCCCUCUGUGGCCAGGGGGGGGGGGGCAGCGCUGUCAGCCCAGCCACCGCCAGGCCAGACGACAAAACACUGACCUGCAUCUGUGACUAAAAAAGAGUAACACUGGGGACCCUGCGACGGCCCCCGUCCGCCUCCUGUUAGACUAAUGUUCUAUAUUUGUUUAGGAAACGUUUAGGGUUUUUUUCUCAGGAGGGUCAAUGCACUGUUAUGGUAUGUCACAAUCGAUCACAGAUAGAUUUGCUGCUGUAGUGGACGUCUUUUUUCUCCAUUCACGUGUUUUUUUGUUUCUUUGUUUGUUUUGUUUUUUUAAAGUGAAUUAGUUUGUGGUUUUUGUAGAGGACGGAGAUGACGACGGUACUGGUGGAGAUGGGUAGUGAAGGCGGGCGUAGCUAGCGUAGGUCCUGGAGGUGUGUGUGUGCCUUGAGUUGCUACGAUUUAAGACUCGUUUUUAGGUCAAGCAGGUUCUGAUUUACAAUGUUGGUGCCAUGGUUUCAUUUUGUUUUCUGUUUUUUUUUUUUCGCCUUAUAAUUGUCACUAAGUUCAUGCGACUACAACAGUUUGAUUUUUAAAGGAAUGUGUAGAUUUUUGUUUCCUUGCUGAGAGCUCAAAGUGAAGCCAGGAGAGCUAGCUUAGCUUAGCGUAGCUUAGCAUACAGGCCGGCAGCAAAGGGAAGCUGCUAGCUUGAGUCAGUUCAGAGAUGAUAAACUCCACCGAUCGAAGUGAAAAUUAAGAAAGUUCAGCUUUGUAACCGUGACGUCCAGGAGCUAACGCCGCUAACGAGUUAACGAGGUUUUGUAGCAUUUUCUCCGUAACUAGUUUACUUCUAAUCCUCCGGUUCUGUGGUUAAACGGAAUCAUCGUUGGACUCAACCUUGAUCCGCCGUGCGUCACGUCUCACGUUGUAGCUUGUCGCUCUGAACGUAGCAUUAGCUGUUACAGAGUUUACGCUAAAGCUAACGUCUCCUGGUGCUAACUUCUCUUCACGCGACGCCUCUCAGCAAGGAACCAGAGGAGCGAACUAUUCCUUUAAGAGCUGGAGACUUUGGUUUGAACACUAGCCAGACGUUAGCUCAGUCGUCUGAGACCCUGUGGACUCCCGGUGACUGAUCCGUGUCUUCUCCUGAAACACAUGUUACUCCUCCUCUCAUUCGUCCUGUGCGUCACUACUUUCUCUACGACGACAGAAGGGUCCAGGGUCCAGUCUUUAGCUCCGGCGUCGGUUCUAAUCCUCCUUUCAAGGUGCUGUCUGUCGGCUGAAUCCUUACGGCCCCAUCGAGCUCUCGGCUUUUGUGCAGAUUCGCGCAAUUUACUUGAACUUUUAAUCGUACGGAUUCAGACCUAGGACCUCUAAUGUAAAACCUCACGCAUGUCACCAUUUACUUUACCAAUCGAUAUAUUUGUGGAUUGAAAUCACUGCGGACCGACGACUUCGUCACACGCGCAGGGGCUGUCGAUUCACACCGAAUAAUUACUUGAUCAGAUUUCAGAGAAUCAGCGUUUCACAUGGAUGGAGAGAAAAGAAACUAAAAGCUGAGAGUUGUGUCGGUUUAGAGGAUGGAUUAGCAUAUACCUCAUUCCCAGUCCAGCAGCGCUGGAACUUAAAAUGCUAUUGUAUUGACAUUAACAGUUAUAAACAGCAUUAUGUACACUCAGUUCAAAAUAAAAUAUCUCACUUACGUUGUAGCUUUCACCCGAUCGAGCCAAUUGCUUAUAGUUUGCUCAUAACUGUGUGUUUAAAGAAAAAAAAAAUGAAACAAAAAAAGAGCUGUGAGAUAUGAAAUCCUGUUGUUUUUUUCUUUUCUUGGGACCAUUUUGUUUUUCUUUAGAUCGUGUACAGAUUUAUGGUUUGGUUUGACUUAUUUAUUCCAUCAGUAGUGCUUGGUUUUUAUCAUGUCCAAUGGUUUUGUUUUCUUAAUAAAAGUCACAAAAACGUU